AUGAACUCACUGCUGGCAUUUUCUGCUUGUCACAUGGCUUGGAUCACCCGAAAUACCGAUACAAGUGAUUUAAUGCUCCAGUACAAAGGGUUUGCCAUAAACGGCCUACGAAGAUCUCUUCACAAAUUUUCUGAGAGUAUUUCUGAGGCAGUUUUGGCUGCUUCUAUCCUGCUUUUAUGGCAGGCAAACGAGUGGUGCGACGAUAUCCCAAUAAGAUCGACUAUCCACGGAACUAAAUUUUAUUCGUCGUGUGCUUUACAGGCAGGAAUGGGUUUCACUCCAGUGUGGAAUCACGAGUCUAACUUCAUCGUACAGGUUCUCAAAGCCAUGGCGCCAGCUGCGAAGCGUCGAUCUGAGCUAGCCAUGUUUUGGGAUCGCCAGAAUAGCACCAAGCAUGGCUAUUCUUUGGAGAUUUUCUGUGGCUCUGGUCCUACCAUCCUAGACACGCUCACCGCCGAUUUGCUCGAUAUGGAGAAUUCAUUGGUCUACCAACUUCAUGGUUCACACAUAAGUGAACUAUUGCAGUUUAUCCAGAAGAUACAAUGUGGUGGCCCCUUUGCUGAUAUUGAAGAUACAUUCGAUAGACUGCGCCCGCUAAAGACGUGGCUCCUUUGGCUGCCGCCAGCUCUUUUCGCUGGACAAGAGGAAGUGAGUGCACUUAUUAUACUCUCGCAGUAUGAUACGGCCGCGGUGGCCAUUACGUCAACCUUCCAUUUUCCUGACCUCAAAGACUUUUAUCUUGGAAGCCUAUCCCUCCCCCCGCUUGCAUUCGUUCAAGGAAUCCGUCGCGUGAAAGGCAUCAUGCCU
Messenger RNA from Penicillium argentinense, 807 nucleotides. RefSeq lists its product as uncharacterized. NCBI's taxonomy places the organism in Eukaryota, Fungi, Ascomycota, Eurotiomycetes, Eurotiales, Aspergillaceae. The transcript has 2 exons. Gene Ontology annotation, biological process: regulation of transcription by RNA polymerase II. The record is from RefSeq and is a predicted model, not a curated record. The annotation marks the transcript as partial. Gene Ontology annotation, molecular function: DNA-binding transcription factor activity, RNA polymerase II-specific.